CGUCUGGCCCGAACGACUAGCAAGGGGUGUGUCAGCUAGGUGGUCUACCCACGUACGUGGAGUAGAGUAUACAGGAACACAAUGUCAGCCCAAAGGGAAGGAAGGAGGCUUAGAAGAAUCAAAUGGUGGAAUGGACAAAAAAAGCAGUUGGUGAAAUCUGAAACUCCGACUGAGGAAGGCAGUACGCUUCCAGUGACGUCUGUACGGAAACACAGGAGUACAACAAUUGCAGUGAAACAAACAACUGGCUCAGGUCGUGGCUUCCGGUCCCAAAUUACAGGAUCUGAUUUUGUAUCUGAUACCGAUAUUACCAGGAAUGAUGCUGCUCACAUGAUACACACGCCAUCUGCACCACUUCCGAAAGUAUAUCAUAGUUCAAGUGAUGAAGACGACGUUACAGAACCAACAGUGGACACCCCAUCAACUGAUAUUACGGACACUCCUACUGAUGAUGUCAUUAAGACUCAGAGUAAACAAAAACGUCGCUACCUUUUAUUCUUAGGCAACAUUUCCAUGGACGCCACACAAGAAGAUAUUCAGACGCAUUUCAAGAAAAAGGGUGUGGUUUUCAAAGAGCUACGACUGCUCACGUACAAAGACACGGGCAAGUCACGAGGGUGUGCUUUUGCAGAGUUUGAAAAUGAUCGUUUGAUGAAAAAUGCUCUCAAGUUUCAUCGCAGUAAACUGAAGGGAAAGGCAAUAAACAUCGAGGUGACGUGUGGGGGCGGGGGAAAAGGAGCAGACAGAAGAGCCAAAAUUGAACAUAAGAACAGGAAACAAAGAGUAGCUAGAGCCAAAAAAAUCUAACACUGAUUGAAAAAAACUCUACCCUGGAAUUUAUUGAAUAGUAAGUUAUUCAUUUUUUGGCAUGUUCGUUUGUGUGUGUGUGGAUUCACUCUGUGGGGAAGUUAUGUUUAUUUCUUGCUAAA
Messenger RNA from Halichondria panicea, 929 nucleotides. RefSeq lists its product as uncharacterized. The transcript is spliced from 2 exons. The coding region runs from base 82 to 807 and encodes 241 amino acids. Gene Ontology annotation, molecular function: RNA binding. NCBI's taxonomy places the organism in Eukaryota, Metazoa, Porifera, Demospongiae, Suberitida, Halichondriidae. The record is from RefSeq and is a predicted model, not a curated record.